Aspergillus aculeatinus CBS 121060 is the source of this 757-nucleotide messenger RNA. RefSeq lists its product as uncharacterized. The record is from RefSeq and is a predicted model, not a curated record. The transcript has 2 exons. Bases 357 to 677 code for a protein of 106 amino acids. Lineage: Eukaryota; Fungi; Ascomycota; Eurotiomycetes; Eurotiales; Aspergillaceae.
CUUUACCACUCACUGCCCAUUCUUGCGCUGUCUCAACUUCUUUCUCUUUCUCUGUUGUAUGAGUAUGUGAGGGUGUACUCCGUACUGUGGUCUGUAUGUGUGGUAACGGGGAGGAGGACAAGACACACAACCUGCGGAUGACCUGGUCAGUAAUCCUAUUUUCCACCCCACACCAACCCUCUCCCAAUCUUCCUCCCGCCGAAGGCAACAGCUAUUGCUACUGCUUCUUAUGUCGAAUGCGGCAUUUUGAUAAGUACUCAUACCAUCCACAUCCCCAGUCCACCCUUAUCCAUGGCAUGGCAGGGCUGCCAGGUGCCCCGUCAAGCUGUCCGUGGUGGUCAGGGCAGUGACAAUUGAUGUGGUCUGGGCUCCGUCCUUCUGCCUUUUUCCCUUUUCCCUUGCUCGCUCGCCUUAGAAAGGAUCUCGUAUUACCCGGAUCAGCAUCACUUUUUGACGAUCAUCGUCCUGCACUGUCUGAUCGAGGAGGCUUGUUUGCCUGGUCUUGCGCGGGCGCCGGCGCGGGUGUGAGCCAUGAUCGGAUCUCCGGGUCGAGACACGCUCUGAAUCAGAUGCGAAACAACAAUGCCCAUCCCCCCUACCGUACAGUACAAUUUACAUUUGAGGCGACGAGGCCAACAGCAAACACCUCGUCACACCGACAGACAGGCGAAAAGUAAUCCCAAGGCGCCCGGCCGCCCGCCCCCUCCUCCCCGGAAUAUAGUCCUAAAGUCACUUAGUGGCUCGGGCUUGAUCGUCG